CAGCCAGGAGCCAUAACCAAUGGUAUGCCACGCGGCCAACCGUUAAAGCGUUUGGCAAACCGCAUGGAUGAUUCCGAGCCCAUCCACGGAACAGGUGCAUUGACAUACAGGGGUGGAUAAGCCGAGUAUGCUCGUGAAUUGGGUUUCUUUUUGAUGUCGAUAUCAUGCUAAGCGAUAGGCACUUGUAUCCCUUGAUUGUCGUUCCUCUUGAGUACUUCUACCAGCGAAUUUCUUUGAAUCCUUUUCAACCUCGUCCUCGGCACCACAUUGCUGAGGCCUUAUCCCACGAUGAAAGAGUGUCACACCUCAGAGUUCACCCUUCUCCAAACAGCAUUGACGGAGCAAGAACUGGAACUGACGCCGGAUGGAAAACACGUCCGUUGGGCCAACACGAAUCCACGACAUCCACGAAAUUGGCAUCCGCUACGGAAGGCUUACGAUAUAGGCGUCAUCAUUCUUCUGGAGUUCUAUACUACCGCGGUCAGCACGUCAGGAGCAACGGCCGCAAAAGAUGCUCGUCACCAAUUUGGCAUCAGUCUCACUUUGUCGAUAUUCCUAUAUGUCUCUAGUUUUUCGCUAGUGCAGGGCGUCGGAAAUAUUCUAUUUCCACCUUAUUCCGAAACAUUUGGGCGGAAGGGGCUAUACGUGAUAAGCACGGCUAUAUUCAGCAUAUUCUGUGUCAUCAUUGCCGCCGUUCCAUCACCAGCAGCUUCCGUCGUUGGCCGUGCCGUAACCGGCUUCGUCUCCGCGAUUCCUAAUGUGGUUAUUACUGGCAGUAUUGAGGAUAUGUUCAAUUCACGGGAUCGCAUCUGGUUGAUAUUUGUGUAUUUCGCUAUCGCCGAUUUUGGGGUUGCUACGGGGCCCGUGAUGAGCAUGCACAUCACUACGCGUCUUGGAUGGAGAUGGGUUUUUUAUAUUUCCGCCAUAGUUACGGCGUUCCUAGGAGGCCUUCUAUUGCUGAUCAAAGAAUCGCGGCCGUCGCUCCUGCUGGCCCGGGAGGUCGAGCAUUUGCGGAAGGUGACUGGGGACGAGUCGCUCCAGCCACUGAAUCCCGACCACACGCCCGACUUUCGCACCUUUGUGCGUACGGCUCUUCUUAGGCCAAUUCGCCUAUUUUGCACCGAACCGAUUGUGUUCAUUUGCGCGAUGAUGCAGGGAACCUGUGUCGCCCUGAUCUAUCUGUUUACUGAAGCUCUACCUCCCAUUUACCAGUCAAUGGGCUUCGCGCCAGCCCCGUCCAGUCUUCCAUUUUUUGCCAUUGCUCUUGGGUUCUUGGGCAAUAUCAUUACUCGCCUUUGGGAUAUUCGGAUUGCCAAUCGCCUUCGGGAGAAGGGUCAUCCCUCAUUGCCAGAGAACAAACUGAUGGGUCUCUUUGUGGCCGCGCCGGCGUUGGCCACAGGCCUCUGGUGGUUUGCUUGGGUUAUUCCUCCAGCUAUUCAGAAUAUACACUGGUUUGUGAGCUGCUUACCGCUAUUCUUGGUUGGCUUCGCUCUCAAUGAAUUUAGCAUUGUGUUGGCAGGAUAUAUGGCCGACAGCUACCUGGGUUACGCGGCCAGCGGGUUUGCGGCGCUUGCCCUCGCACGCUCAGUCCUGUCAGCUAUGUUUCCUCUCUUUGCGGAUAAAAUGUUCAGUGCGCUUGGCUCCAAUGUUGCAGUGUCCGUUUUGGCAUCUGUGGCAACCGUGUUUUGUGCCACGCCAUUCCUUUUUACUUAUUACGGACGGCGACUACGGGAGAGGAGCCAAUUCGCCAAAUACAGUUUGCAGGUUUAUACAGAAAACACGGUGGACCAGGAAGGAUAUUAGAUGGGUCUAGUGGGGAAUAAUAUGUCCGUUAUCAUGGUUUUCUUGGGUGAUUCAUACUGCUUGUUCGUGGCGAUGAUACCAUAUACAUUCGAAUUUGCCAGGGAUUGCUUUCUAUCAAAUUGAGGUUUUGCAUGCAUGUUUAUUUGUCUUUGCAAUGAAAUUAGAAAUAAAAUGUUCGAUUCCAGA
Aspergillus ruber CBS 135680 is the source of this 1989-nucleotide messenger RNA. Its product is annotated as putative MFS multidrug transporter. The record is from RefSeq and is a predicted model, not a curated record. Bases 289 to 1803 code for a protein of 504 amino acids. NCBI's taxonomy places the organism in Eukaryota, Fungi, Ascomycota, Eurotiomycetes, Eurotiales, Aspergillaceae. Gene Ontology annotation, biological process: transmembrane transport. The transcript has 5 exons. Gene Ontology annotation, molecular function: transmembrane transporter activity.